Molecule: messenger RNA, 929 nt
Organism: Paraphaeosphaeria sporulosa
Lineage: Eukaryota; Fungi; Ascomycota; Dothideomycetes; Pleosporales; Didymosphaeriaceae
Exons: 1
Coding region: 296-814 (172 amino acids)
Source: RefSeq, a predicted model, not a curated record
CUUAAACAAUGGUCGACCUUGCAGUGAGGUCGAAUGGGUGCGUAUACAGCCUUCCCAAUUGAGUGAGCCGUGCAAGGUGGAGAUAGGCUGAUGACCGGUCGGCGGGCUGUCUGUCGAUGCUGUGUAAGCUAAGCCCUGGGCUGUAGUGUGGCUGGCGAGCGUGUAUACGAUUGCGGGCAAGAGGGACGGCAGGCAGAAGGAUUAAGAGAAGCAGUUCCGGCCGGCGGAAAGGCGCAACGGAGGGCAACGAAAAGAAUGGAAGAACGACUGGGCGGACUGCAAGGAGUCUGUGGGGAUGGCACUGCCAAAGGGGAGGAAGGGAGGGAUGGUCGUGAUUGGCCAGCGACCGGGUGGGCCUGCCUGCGCUGAAGGGAAGGGAGGGGAGGGAGAGGUGAAGCGAACUGCACUGACCGAAGAGUCUCUCGCGGGCAGCGGGAUACUUAUUCGCGCCCCUCGAGCGGCAGCGCGCGAUGCUCGUUUGAGCGGUGCGCUGGGAGGAAUGCUGGUGCGGGUGGGUUGCGCGGUGGAGCUGCAGGCGCGAGCCAAUGGGCGCGCGGGGCCGUGGUUGUUUCGCUUGGUGCGCGCCAGCGGGUGCUCGGGCCAGGCGGUUAACUGGCUAUCUGGGGCCUCUAUGCGAGGUGAGAGGUGCGCUGCGGGACGGCCAAAAGAGGCGUGUUUCAAGACGCCCGCCUGUCGAUUCGCUGCUGGCCAGCUGUUUACCACGCCUGUACGCUAUUUCAGAAACGGCGCCUGUCAGCCAAUCUCGCGACUCCGGGGCCGUCUGUGUUUCAAAGCGCGCAGAGAGUCGUUUUAGAACAAGCCGCGCACUGCAGGCGGCGCUGGUCGAGGGUAAAGCGGGUGGAUGAGGUUGGGCGGGGGUUGCUCCUCGGCCUGCGUGCAGCAGCGCUGUUGAUAACCAGCGCGGGCGG